CUUGGCUUCGGACGUAGGAGUCCGUCACUCGGUCGUUCUCUCUAGCUUGGAAAUUCGUCAUCUGGUCGACUUCUCCCCCGCAACUACCUCUAUUGCCAGGGAAAUUCGUCUCUGCGUGAUCGCCAUUGUGGUUGGGUGGACCACCUCGCGCGUUGUCUCCGCCUUGUUGAACCGGAGAUCGUCGUCGGACCAGUAACAAGAUACACCCAAGCUUACUCGGAGCUUCACCUUGCUUCUUCUUCUUAUCUGGCUCUCCCGCUGUCAAUCCCUCUCUAUUUCUUACCCAUUGACUGCUUCUGCUGUGCUUUGGUUACAUACUCAGCCUUUUCCCUCAUUGUUGUUUGUUGAAACUUUAGUACCUGCAUAACUUGUUUGCGUGACGAGCCUCCGAUUGCAUAGACAUCAUGAAGAUCCCUGCUUCUCUCCUUUCUUUGGUUGCUACUGCCGCAGCUCAAUCGGUGAUUGAAAGCUCCAGCUUUGGCUUUGGCCAGACGUUAUCAACAGAUGGCGGUGCCAUUUCUGGGUGGCAGACUGGAGGAGAAUCGCACAAUCCCGACAUCCUUUCUAACAAGAUUAUCCUGACACCGCCUUACCCUGGCAACACCAGGGGAUUUGCUUGGUCCCAGACUCCUGUAUCGCAAUCGGAAUGGACUGCAGAGUUCCAAUUCCGAGCGACUGGUCCCGAAAGGGGUGGAGGUAACCUCCAGCUCUGGUAUGCCAAGGACGGCAAAGACAGAAUUGGCACUUCCAGCAUCUAUACCGUCAACCAAUUCGACGGUUUUGCUCUGGUCAUUGAUAGCCAUGGCGGAAGGGGUGGAAGUGUGCGCGGGUUCCUCAACGAUGGCACUACAGACUACAAGAGCCACAGAAGCGUUGAUAGCCUGGCCUUUGGUCACUGCGACUACCCUUACCGCAACCUUGGACGCCCCUCUACCGUCCGCCUGAAGCAUACCAAGUCUGUCUUCGAGGUUACUGUCGACGACAAGCUGUGCUUUUCCACCGAUAAGGUCGCUCUUCCUACCGGCAACGUCUUUGGUCUUACCGCCGCAACCCCCGAGAACCCCGACUCCUUCGAAGUCUUCAAGUUCGUUCUCCAAUCCGCCGAGUCUGGAGCAGGCAGCACUGUGCCCGUCCAGCAGCAGAACACCAACCAGCAGCCCAUUGCCGCUCAGCAACAGGCCGUUCCUCAACAGCAGCAGCAGGCACCCCCUGUCAACACUGGCUUUGAGCAGCAGUUUGCCGACCUAAGCAACCGCGUUCAGGGCGUCAAUCAAGCCACUGACAACAUCCUUCGUGAACUCGGAAGCCAAGACACCAAGGCCGCCAACCGCCAAGUCGAGCUCCUCCAGAAGCUCGCCAGCAAGGACCAGAUCGCCAGCCUCGACGCCAGACUCCAGAAAUUGGAACAGAUGCUGCAAACCAUCCAGCGUGACCUGGAGGGCAAGGACUACCACGGCCGCUUUAACCAGCUUCAGGAGACCUUGCGCUCGUCUCACCUCAGCUUGACCGAGAACCUCUUGGGAGUCAUUACCUCCUCCGCCCCGCGCAUGGGCUUCUUCAUCUGCAUGAUCAUCGCCUUCCAGGGUCUUCUCGCCGUGGCUUACAUCGUCUACAAGCGUCGCCGUGCGAACAUGCCCAAGAAGUUCCUCUAAACUUCUCUCAUCUCCCCCCCCCCCCCCC
Molecule: messenger RNA, 1680 nt
Organism: Aspergillus eucalypticola CBS 122712
Lineage: Eukaryota; Fungi; Ascomycota; Eurotiomycetes; Eurotiales; Aspergillaceae
Product: putative lectin family integral membrane protein
Exons: 7
Coding region: 405-1652 (415 amino acids)
Biological process (GO): endoplasmic reticulum organization; endoplasmic reticulum to Golgi vesicle-mediated transport; Golgi organization
Cellular component (GO): endoplasmic reticulum-Golgi intermediate compartment; endoplasmic reticulum membrane; Golgi membrane
Molecular function (GO): D-mannose binding
Source: RefSeq, a predicted model, not a curated record